This is a messenger RNA of Thermochaetoides thermophila DSM 1495, 498 nucleotides long. Its product is annotated as 60S ribosomal protein uL11. Gene Ontology annotation, molecular function: structural constituent of ribosome; large ribosomal subunit rRNA binding. The coding region runs from base 1 to 498 and encodes 165 amino acids. Gene Ontology annotation, cellular component: ribosome; cytosolic large ribosomal subunit. Gene Ontology annotation, biological process: translation. Lineage: Eukaryota; Fungi; Ascomycota; Sordariomycetes; Sordariales; Chaetomiaceae. The record is from RefSeq and is a predicted model, not a curated record. The transcript has 5 exons.
AUGCCCCCGAAGUUUGACCCCAAUGAGAUCAAGAUCAUCCACCUCCGGGCUACCGGUGGUGAGGUGGGUGCCUCUUCGGCCCUCGCCCCUAAGAUCGGUCCUCUCGGUCUGUCGCCGAAGAAGGUCGGUGAAGAUAUCGCGAAGGCCACUGCCGAUUGGAAGGGUCUCCGGGUGACGGUUCGCCUCACCAUCCAGAACCGUCAGGCUCAAGUGUCGGUCGUGCCGACGGCCUCGGCGCUCAUCAUCCGGGCGCUCAAGGAGCCUCCUCGCGACCGCAAGAAGGAGAAGAACAUUAAGCACAACAAGUCCGUCUCUCUGGACGAGAUCAUCGAGAUUGCGAGGACGAUGCGGUUCAAGUCCUUCUCCAAGGAUCUUAAGGGUGGUGUGAAGGAGAUUCUGGGCACUGCGUUCAGCGUUGGUUGCCAGGUCGAUGGCAAGAGCCCGAAGGCCAUCAGCGACGCGAUUGAGGCGGGCGAAAUCGACAUCCCUGAUGAGUAA